This is a messenger RNA of Rotaria sp. Silwood2, 978 nucleotides long. The record is from the annotation of a GenBank genome assembly. Lineage: Eukaryota; Metazoa; Rotifera; Eurotatoria; Philodinida; Philodinidae.
AUGGAUAGGAUUUCACUUCAGUUCUGCAUAUUAUUUAGUGAUACAAACUCAAGUAAUUCAUCAAUCCAUUCUGCUUCCAAUCAAUCAUUGGGUUUUUCUGUCAAGUGUUCCAAUUCAAUCGUGCAAAGCAGUAAUGAUGUUUUUGCUCCAGAACAUAACUCAUUGGCCUCUUUGAAUAGUAACAUUAAUGAACCAUUUAGCCAUCCAAAUACAAUUCAAAAUACUUUACCAACUUUAGUGGCUUAUUCUGAUCUUAGUGAAUCGGAAACCACUGAUACAGAAAGUAAUUUACGAAGAGGUUCACGUCAUCGUAUUCCAAAUACAAAAUAUGCUAAUGACUAUAUUUCUCCAACGAUUAGUCCAAAUCUAUUAUCCAAAGCACUUUCACCAAAGCGAUAUCUUUCAUCGUCUACUGAUAAUCUUUCUGAUAAUGCACUUGAAAAGAAAUGUCAUCGUCAACGCAAGAAACCAAAACGAACACGGCCAAACUCAUCUAAUAAGCAGCAAUCAAAAGUAACAAAUCUAAUACAUACUACGACACUUGGUAGUCUUAAUCUCGUAUGGCCCCGAUUUGGUUUUAAAAACUGUGUCUAUGCUGGUGAAUCAUUCUCUGUCACAAGAACAUGUCCUAUUGAUACUGGUCUGUUCGCUUUGUAUCAUGCCUAUAACGCUGGCACCGAUAAAUUUCGUGACCUCUUCGAAAACAACACUCUUGAUGCCUUUGUUGCUCUCCGUGAAACAUUUCAAUGUGUCGAAAACAAAGGUCGGGACGUUGCUCGGCUACAUUGGCUUGUGCGACAUAAACUGCUCACUAACAUGAAUUUUGACAAUGAAUACGAUUUGGAAAAUACAUUAACAAAAAUUGUUUUUGACUUUGUGAGACCAAUGCAAGAAUUCGAUAUCCGUUCAGCAUGUAGAUGUACUGUAUGUCCUAAACGUAAAAGAAAAAAUUCAAGUUUUGAUAUAACAUUACGGUAA